AUGACCACGGAACAAUGCGAGGCAUUGGAAGCCUUGAUUGAGCACCAAGAUGACAUGGAUGAUGUCACAUUUGAGGCAGGAGACAUGUCAACUGACGUCAAUGAGAUCCUGCGUGAAAAACACAUUGAUGUAGGAGUUGUCGAGGACCUCACUUAUUCUCUGGUAGCUGAGGCACUCAACCAUGAUUCUCUGGAUUGGCGGCUCAAACAUGCCUGUCCCUCAUGUACCUAUACUCUCAAGGACGAGGUACCUCUUACAUUCACUCUACUAUUCGCUAUGGAUGGCAAUGACUCCCUCAAGCGCAUCCUUUGUCGCACUCUUGGCAUAGAUGAGAAAGACAGUGGAGAAUCAUCUGAACUUCCUACCAUGCAGCAUGUCCGAGGGGAUUGUUAUCUCUUGCGUGAUUGUGUUAAUCAGUGGAGCAAAGUAGGCAUGGAGGACUCAGAGGUAACACGUGAUUCAGACUCGUCAGGAAACCCUUGCACGGACAGGUGGAAUAACAUGGAUGAUGAGAAGACAAAGAGGGCAUGGGGGAUAUAUGAUGAAAUGGGAAUCUUCACUGUGAGUGGGGAGUUGGCAAAAUACCCACUAGUUAUUGUUGCAAAAUUGAUGGACAUCUUUGGUAAUGGCCUUGGUGGUGGAUAUGACAUUGGAUGUCAGUUCAAGACAACACUUAACAACAGUCCUUUAGGUCCCUGCGUGCAUUCUCUCCAUUACAUGUCCCUCCUUGAUCAUCUCGCACGAUAUGUUCCAGUUUUGGGGCUGGAAGACUUAGAAAUGUGCGAGCACACGUUCUCGAAAUCAAAUUCUUUGGCACCUACGACGUGUUACUCAAGUAUCUUCCACUGUCAGCAAGCUAUCAUAAGCUACUUCGAGUACAACAAUGAUUAUGAAGUAUAUGCAAAUCUAUCCAAUUUUUUGUACAACAACUACAAACAAGCUCUCAACAUCAUAGCCAACAGUCGCAUUACACUCCCAAAAUCAAUGCAAGAUCUUGAUAUCACUCAGGAGUCCAUCUUUGAGGACUGGCUAAUGAAGGAGAAGACUUAUUUACAGAGUCCCCAUACUGAACCUGAGCAUGAGACAUUGCAAAUGGAGUACUGGCAAAAACUUGUUAAUCUAGGUGCAAGCAAGGAGGAUCUUGAUACUACAAGCUUAGUAUGGGCUGUAGCCACACCUUCAGGGUCAGCUGAGUCUUUCAUUGGCCAAUCUCUCCAUCAGGGUUGUAUAUUAGUGGGCCUUGACCUCUCCUGA
This is a messenger RNA of Suillus bovinus, 1254 nucleotides long. RefSeq lists its product as uncharacterized. The transcript has 9 exons. Bases 1 to 1254 code for a protein of 417 amino acids. The record is from RefSeq and is a predicted model, not a curated record. Lineage: Eukaryota; Fungi; Basidiomycota; Agaricomycetes; Boletales; Suillaceae.